AUGUCCGACCCCUACCCCCAGCACCAGCAACCAUCCUACCCCUCUCCCGUCCCAAAUAGCGAAACUCCGUACUACUCUCCCCCGGACGGCGUCUACCAGCACGCAGGAUACGACUACGAACCGCAACAGUUCUACAAUCAACAUGCGCUGCCGAAUCAAGACCCCGCUUAUAGUUCUCAGUACGACGUGAGCCAGAUCCCUCGGUCUUAUCCGACACAAUGGAAUCCGCAGCCUGCUAGCAGCAGCAGCACCAAUAUCAAUAAUGUCAACAAUGAGUCUAAUCCUACAUCGCAUUAUGAUCCCGACCGUCUAGGACCGGGCUAUGAACCGCCUAUUCGGAGGGGGAGUAAUGCUGAUGCCCAAUCCGCCGCAGACAUGCAAGCCCUUCCUCCUUCAGCCCUGGAGACCGAACAGCAAUCCCGCACCAACGGAAAUGAUCCCACUACCGCUGGUGCUACUGGUGAAGAAGAAGGCGAGCGCAGUCUAGGUGGAGCUGUUCUCGGUGGUGCGACAGGGUACUAUCUGGGACAUAAGAAAGACCAUGGACUUUUGGGGGCAGUUGGGGGUGCGAUCUUGGGAAAUUUCGUUAGUAAUAAGAUGAAGAAGGACGAUAGUGAUGAAGAGGUGGAGGUGGAUGAUGAUCGCGAGACGGAGUACACUCGGUAUCAUAGUAGUCAUUAUCGACGGUCGUCGAGUCAUGGACAUGGACACCAUCAUCAUCACCACCAUCACCAUCAUCAUCAUCAUGGUCAUGGACAUCGGAGUCGGAGUCGAAGUCGGCAUGAGGAGUAUGAGGAGUGGUAG
Messenger RNA from Aspergillus niger, 804 nucleotides. RefSeq lists its product as uncharacterized. Bases 1 to 804 code for a protein of 267 amino acids. The transcript has 2 exons. The record is from RefSeq and is a predicted model, not a curated record. Lineage: Eukaryota; Fungi; Ascomycota; Eurotiomycetes; Eurotiales; Aspergillaceae. Gene Ontology annotation, cellular component: outer membrane.